Papaver somniferum (opium poppy) is the source of this 790-nucleotide messenger RNA. RefSeq names its product UPF0235 protein C15orf40 homolog. NCBI's taxonomy places the organism in Eukaryota, Viridiplantae, Streptophyta, Magnoliopsida, Ranunculales, Papaveraceae. The transcript is spliced from 4 exons. The record is from RefSeq and is a predicted model, not a curated record. Bases 1 to 480 code for a protein of 159 amino acids.
AUGCGACACCGAGUGACUGGACUAUCCGCUGCACAGUUCUAUGUUGCCGCUCCAGCUAGAAUACGCAAUGCUACGACGGUAUGGGCUCCAGCGAAAAAGGGAAAAUCAAAAUCAAAAGAAACCAAUUCUUCUUCUGCAGCUGCUGCUGCUAAUAAGUCGAGUGUUGUGGAUACGAAAUACCCAGCUUGUAUUCGUGCUGUUCCUCCUUCUUCAGUUGGUAUAACUAUACACGCUAAACCUGGUUCCAAAAUUGCCACAAUUACAGAUUUUGAUGACGACGCAUUGGGAGUACAAAUUGAUGCCCCAGCAAGAGAUGGUGAAGCUAAUGCUGCUUUGCUUGAUUAUAUUAGCCAGGUCAUAGGAGUGAAGAGACGGCAGGCUUCUUUAGGUUCUGGGUCCAAAUCUAGGGACAAGGUGGUGCUUGUGGAGGAGAUUUCCUUGCAAACUGUUUUUGAGGCCUUGAGCAAUGCUUGCAAGUGACCAUUGGUGAGGGUGUAAGAAUUUGCCAUCUGCCCCAUGGAGAUUUUCACAAAACAGUGAAUAGGCGAUGAAGUUUAGGUGCUUCUUCAUCUCAAUUACAUUUUGUUGUAAAUGAUGCAGAUUGAACCCAUACAAAUUUUGGUUGGUGGAAGCUUCACUAUGAGAUUUAUAUUACAGGUCCGCAGAAUCCAUUUGCCUGCACCCAUACCAAUACCAUGCCUGUAAUUUGCUUCUAACCCCACCAUGUUACAUCAUAUGAUAUGUUUUAACUUCAUGCCCACUUUAAUCAGAAAUUUCAUUGUUUCACGUA